AUGCCACCGAGAUUUACUUUGACGCUCAAUGCGUCGGCUACCAUGCGCGCCGUCGGCCGAUUGGCGCCCCGAUAUGCGCGGUACUCAACCGAGGCCAACACCGGGCCCUUACUUCGGGUCACAGACCUCCCCGCCCCCAACUCGGGUCACAUCCGCAUCCUCGAACUCAAUCGGCCGGCGGCACGCAAUGCCAUCUCCCGGGGGCUGCUGUCGUCCCUGCGCGACGAGAUUGACGCCGUCCACGCGCAGUACGACGCCGCAACGGGCGAGGAAAUCCCGACCCCGUCAUGGAACAAACGGUUCGGCGGCGUGGCAGGCGAGGAUGAGAAGGGUCCGACACGGGCCCUGAUCCUCGCGUCGGCGGUCGACACCUCGUUCUGCGCCGGCGCAGACCUCAAAGAGCGCAAGACCUUCACCCAGGAGGAAACCGCCGCAUUCCUCCUCAACCUCCGCACAACCCUAACCGCCCUCUCCGCCCUCCCCGUCCCCACCAUCUCCGCCAUCUCUUCCCUCGCGCUCGGCGGCGGCCUCGAGCUGGCCCUGUCCACGCACUUCCGCGUCCUGACCUCCAACGCCGUCGUCGGCCUGCCCGAGACCCGGCUGGGCAUCAUCCCGGGCGCGGGCGGCACGCACCGGCUGCCGGCGCUGAUCGGCGUGGGGCGGGCGCGCGACCUCAUCCUGACGGGCCGCCGCGUGUCGGCGCCCGAGGCGUAUUUUCUUGGUUUGGCGGACCGGCUGGUGGAGAUUGCGCCUGAGAGUGAGGAGCAGGCGAAAGAGUGGCAGGCGAUGGAGGGGAAGGAGCGUGAAAAGGUGGUGCUGGAUCUGGCGCGGCGGUCGGCGCUGAGUGAGGCGGUCAGGUUGGCGGGGGAGAUUUGCGAGGGCGGGCCGAUUGCGGUGCGUGCGGCGAUUCGGGCGGUGGAGGAGCCGAGCGAGGCGGUGGAAGAUAAAAUGUAUCAGAGGGUAGUGAGGACGGAGGAUCGGGAUGAGGCGUUGAGGGCGUUUGCGGAGAAGAGGAAGCCUGUGUUUAAGGGGAGGUGA
Messenger RNA from Chaetomium fimeti, 1038 nucleotides. RefSeq names its product ClpP/crotonase-like domain-containing protein. The transcript is spliced from 2 exons. Gene Ontology annotation, cellular component: mitochondrion. Gene Ontology annotation, biological process: fatty acid beta-oxidation. The record is from RefSeq and is a predicted model, not a curated record. Lineage: Eukaryota; Fungi; Ascomycota; Sordariomycetes; Sordariales; Chaetomiaceae. Bases 1 to 1038 code for a protein of 345 amino acids.